AUGGGGCAGUGGGUGACCAGGCUUGUCCCCCUCUUUCUCCUCCUGCUACCCCGGCAAGGCGCUGAGGCCUGUGGCACCAUGGGGUGCUGUUUUCAGGAUCCACCGUAUCCGGAUGCAGACUCAGGCUUAGCUUCGGGCCCCCGGGACCUAAACUGCUACCGGAUACUCAGCAACGCUGGUUAUGAAUGUUCCUGGGAAUAUGAGGGCCCCGCAGCUGGGGUCAGCCACUUCCUGAGAUGCUGCCUCAAGCCUGGGCGCUGUUGCUACUUUGCUGCAGGCUCAGCCACCAAGCUGCAGUUCUCCGACCAGGAUGGCAUAUCCGUGCUCCACGCUGUCACUCUCUGGGUGGAAUCCCGGGCUGCCAACUGGACAGAGAAGUCCCCCAACAUUACCCUGAACCUCUACAGCUCAGUUAAAUACGACCCUCCCCCAGGAAACAUCAAGGUGUCCAGGUCAGCGGGGCAGCUGCUCAUGGAGUGGGAGACCCCAGACCACCAGGAUGGUGCUGAGGUGCAGUUCCGGCACCGGACACCUGGCAGCCCGUGGAAGUGGGGCGACUGUGGACGUCAGGAUGAUGCUGGCUUCGAGUCAUGCCUCUGCCCCUUGGAGAUGGACGCGGUACAGGAAUUCCAGCUGCGGCGACGGCUGAGGCCAGGGGUCCCCAGAGGUCCCUGGAGCAGCUGGAGCAGCCCUGUGUGCAUCCCCCCCGAAACCCCCCCACAGGCCAAGGUGAGGUUCUCGGUGGAGCAGCUCGGCCCGGGUGGGAGGAGGAAGGUCACCUUGCAUGAGCAGCUGCCCCAGCUGGAGCUUCCGGAAGGCUGCCUCGGGCCCGACUCAGGCAUGGAGGUGACCUACCAUGUCCACCUGCAUAUGCUGUCCUGCCCAUGUAAAGCCAAGGCCACGAGGACUCUGCCCCUGCGGAAAAAGCUCAGCCUCUCGGGUGCCGCCUAUGACCUGGUUGUCGUUUCCCGGAAUCGCUUUGGCCUCGGUCCCAACCAGACAUGGCACAUUCCUGCCUAUAUCCACUCAGAACCAGGGGUUCUGAAUAUCAGUACCAGAGCCAACAGGACCACCAUGCAUUGGCCAGCCCGGGCCCAGGGCAUGACAUACUGCAUUGAGUGGCAGCCCCAGGGCCAGGACGAGAGCCUUGCCACCUGCACCCUGACGGCACCCCAGGACCGGGACCCUGAUGGAAUGGCAACGCACAGCUUGAGCCAAGCAUCUGGGGCAAUGCGGCAGAAGGAGUGUUACCGCAUCACUAUCUUUGCCUCGGCACACCCGGAGAAGCCCACCUCGUGGUCCACCGUCUUGUCCACCUACCACUUUGGAGGCAAUGCCUCAGAGGCCGGGAGCCCACAACAUGUGUCUGUAAAGAAACUCAGCCAGGAUUCAGUGUCUGUGGACUGGACACCAUCUCUGCUGAGCACCUGCCCCGGCGUCCUGAAGGAGUACGUUGUGCGCUGCCAGGAUGAGGCCAGCAGCCAAGUAUCCGAGCUGUCAGUGAACGCCACAGAGACCCAGAUCACCCUCCAGGGCCUGCGGGCUGCCACAGCCUACAAGGUGCAGGUUCGAGCAGACACAGCCAAGUGGCGGGGCGCCUGGAGCCAGCCCCUGCGCUUCACCAUCGAAGUCCAGGUUUCUGAGUUGUCCGAUUUGUCCAUCUUCCUUGCAUCUUUUGGGAGCUUCGUGAGCAUCCUUCUCCUGGGAAUCUUUGGGUACCUCGGCUUGAACAGGGCUGUGAGGCACCUGUGCCCACCCCUGCCCACACCUUGUGCCAGCACUGCCGUCGAGUUCUCUGGCAGCCAGGGGAAGCAGGUUUGGCAGUGGACCAGCCCGGCAGACUUCCCAGAGGAGGUGUCCCAGCAAGAGGCCCUGGUGGUGAACAUAUCCUGGGACAAAGGAGAGCGAACUGACGUGGACACAGCUGGGCUUCUCAAGGAGAAGAUGGAGCUGCCUCUGGGUGCCCCUGAGCCAGCCCUGGACACGGAGCUGCCCUUGAAAGACAGGAAAUGGGUGCAGGGAUGCCCUGAGGCUGGGACUCUGGGGCCUGGCUGGAAGGACAGGCUGAAGGACAGCCCUGCCCAGGCAACUGGACUCCCGCUGCUCCUGGGAGACCUAAGGCAGACCCCCAAAUUCCGUUCCCAGGGAGAAACAGAAACAUCUGCCUCCUCUUACAGUUAG
Molecule: messenger RNA, 2181 nt
Organism: Lipotes vexillifer (Yangtze River dolphin)
Lineage: Eukaryota; Metazoa; Chordata; Mammalia; Artiodactyla; Lipotidae
Gene: IL12RB1
Product: interleukin 12 receptor subunit beta 1
Exons: 16
Coding region: 1-2181 (726 amino acids)
Biological process (GO): cytokine-mediated signaling pathway
Cellular component (GO): external side of plasma membrane
Molecular function (GO): protein binding; cytokine receptor activity
Source: RefSeq, a predicted model, not a curated record